Bemisia tabaci is the source of this 2075-nucleotide messenger RNA. The record is from RefSeq and is a predicted model, not a curated record. Lineage: Eukaryota; Metazoa; Arthropoda; Insecta; Hemiptera; Aleyrodidae.
AUGUCCAGAGUGACCUGUCCUCUAUCAGCCUUACCUCCGAACCCUUCUCCUCAGCCCGGGCUUGGGGCCGGCAGUACCGCUGAAGAGACGGCACAGGCGGGGUUCGUCGACGAUGCUGUUUUAGUAGCAAGCUCCGAGGAUGAUCUGCAAAGAAUGCUCCAUUCCUUCAACCUAACUGCGAAGACAUUCAACAUGAAAGUGUCGGCUAAAAAAACAAAAAGGAUGGUCACCAGCAAAAAUCCAAUACGAUGUAAGUUAGCAGUGGACGGUACCGCAGUUGAACAAAUCAAACAAGAAGUUGAAGAUCCAUCAGACUUACCCAACGACUGGCAGGGUGAUAAACAAGUACUGGCUGAAGGAUUUGCCUUUAUUUGUAACUCUGAGAAGUAUGCCGAUAUUCAUAUCCUUGUUGGCAAAACAGAGCAGAGGAUACCCGCUCACAAACUGAUUCUGUGCGUCGGAAGUGCUGUGUUAGAUGAUAUCUUAAGUAAAAACGGAAAAUUCGAAAUGCUGAUGAUUCCGGAUAUAGAGCCUGAUACAUUUUUAGUGCUACUCAAAUUCCUCUAUUCUGAUGUCCCUGCAGUCACGAUUGACAAUGUUAUGGACGUUCUCGAUGCGGCUAAGACAUACGCUGUACCUACUUUAGUAAAUAUCUGCCACGACCGUUUAAGAGACAAUUUAAAGGUGUCAAGUGUAUUUUUGAUACUUUCAAAGGCAGUGCAUUUUGAUGAGAAUAAAAUAAGGGAUGACUGCCUGAGCAUCAUUGAUAAUGAAACUAAAGAAGCCAUUGAAACUGACGAAUUUACGAGUAAUGAUCUGAACACUCUAUGUUUGAUACUCGAACGAAACAGCCUGAAGAUUAAGGAGUAUGACUUACUCAGGGCCACGCUCAGAUGGUCGGAGGCUGAAUGUAACAGAAGAAAUUUGACGAUUAAUUCUGAGAAUCGUUCAUCUGUGUCUGGCUAUACUUAUCGACUGAGAUACCCUCUAUUGUCAUCGACGGAAUUCUCGUCAUGUGUCGCUGGUAAUGGACUAUUAGCAGACAAAGACUUUGUCCAUGUUUUUGUACUUGCCAAUAAAGCAAGCGGUGCCUUACCGCCCGCUAACUUCAUUGCUACACCGCGUUAAUCGUUUCCUUACCUUGUUGUUGAUAUUUAUAUUUAUGGUAAAACUUAAAAUUAAAAUAAAAAUAAGUUCAAGACAAACCACGAUGCUAUUCAUUUUUACGUAUAAUUAAAUUACUUACAUGCCGAAGCUUUUCGAGACCCCAGGUCUCAUCAUCAGGGCUUACAUUAGCAAACUCACACAUGCAAAACUACAAAGAAACUACAAAGCAACUAAAUAAGCAAAGUGAGUAACUACAUGGUAAAGACAAUUACAUAGCAAUUCCGAGAUUAAAUAUCAAAUUAAAUAAAAUAAACCGUUCAUAUAAUAAAAGUUAAAAUCAUUGAUAAGGCAAGUGACAAGUAAACAAGUGGCAUAGCAUAACAUAGCAUUGUUGUUGAUAGGUUUGUAAAUGGUAACAGUAUCUAUACCGUGCAUCAAUGGGAACAUGGAAGUUACUUACUGGCAUUUUCCUGUGAUUGUGAUGUGUACCUGAAUGAAAUAGGAUUGUUCGGCUCUGAUAGAUCUACAACUUAAACAUAUAUCGUAGAAUAUUCUAUCAGUGAGGAUAUGGGUGAAUCACGCAUUGCUUCAAAACUGUUUGAAGCCGUUGAGUCGCCCUGUGACUCGGAGGGUGUACAGAAAAAGAUAGUUCCCUUUCUUCUCGAUGCGCCUAUUAAAUUGACCAAGGACCGAUAUGGUAUUAUAUCAAGUAUUUCCAACUGGGUCCAAAUUCACUAGUCAACAGCUCGCACACUCCACGUGAAAUUGCAGUGCCGAUUCCUGGAAUGGAUCAAAGAGUGACCUUCCAAUUUGGAGAGGAACAUGGAAUCAAGAUUCCGGAAAUAUAUUUUACUAAUAUUCCGUAAUAUUCUCUGUUCAUACUUUUCAUUUGAAUUUUUUUUCUCAAACAGUCGUAUCACUGCCUAUGAUUCUUUAUUGUAAGUAGCCUCUUGUGUAUUAUCUGCAUA